Molecule: messenger RNA, 219 nt
Organism: Sphaeroforma arctica JP610
Lineage: Eukaryota; Ichthyosporea; Ichthyophonida
Exons: 1
Source: RefSeq, a predicted model, not a curated record
AAAAUCAAGGACCAUCGCGUGUUCAAACAUCCCAAGAAGAAGCUCAGGAAGGCCGUCAGCGUCAUCCCUGUGCUGCCGGAUAUCAAGAAUGCUCAGCGCGCGCACACGUUGGUGGUGUUCCCCAGCGAACCCUCGAAGACUCAGGGAGAUAUACUGCGUAUGGAGAGAGAGUACGGCAAUGUGGCUGUAACACCGAAAGUGGAGGAGGAGAAGAAGAGG